GAUUGACUUGCAGCAGCCUCCAGCCUUUGACCAGACCGCGCGAGGAUCAAGCAUCAGGGCAGGCCAUCUGGUCUGAGCAACGGGGCCUGCAUGAGCUUCGUCGACAAGCCUCAGCAUGAGUGGCGGUGGAAUUGCACGAUUGCCCACGGAACUCGUCGAAAGAAUCCUCAGCUUCGUCGAGCCGGGACACCACGAGCGAGAAGUCGACAUCGCGCAAAGAAGGCAUCUGAGUGUCGAGAGUUUUGAGCCCGCACCCGCACCAUCUCGCGGUUCAGUAGCAGACGUCGGCAGAUUUCGCAGUGUUUGCAAAAGGUUUGCGCAGAUUGGUGAACCAUUACUCUUCACCCGGGUGGCGAUCAGAUUUUCCGAGGAUGGUCUCAAACGGUUAGAGCAGCUGGCGGAAUGGAGCCAUCUUGCAGCUCAGGUCAGACGAUUCACAUAUCUGGUGCCCUACUUCUACGAAGAUGAUGCACAUGAUUUAGACAGCCUGACAGAAGAGCUGCAGCAGUUCGGUCUCGGCAAAUCUGAGAUCGGAAAUUUACGUCGAAAGGAAACCGAGCAGAGAACUAUUUGCACCAGGAAAGACGAUGUCCGAAUUCUCAAACGUGCAAUUGCAAGCUUCACAAGACUUGAGCUUGUACAACUCUUGCGAGUGUCAGACAGAGAAGAUGGCAUCGUGUUGAACUAUCUCCGAAGACACGAGGACGCCAGACGGAGGCUGAACCUUAGCUGGAAUGCUGCAUGCUCUCAUGCAUCACGGACCAUAAUCACAGCUUUGCUCACGUCGAACGAGGUGCCAUGGUCAAGGUUCAGUCUGCCGAUCCUGAGUCCGGACAGCGCACGGUUUUUGAGGCUCCAAGUACCAAACUCUGUCUCAACCUUGGCAGAGCGACUUGAGGUGCUCACUCUACACUUUGACGACAAUGAAGAUCUCGAUGCCAAGAUUCAGGAAUUGUCAGUCGUGUUCAAGGAAGUGUUCACGAAAGCACGGAAUAUGAAGGCUGUCCACGUUGGAUUUCCUUCACACAGGCCACUUACGUUGCCGCUCGAAAGCAUUUUCCAUUAUGUGAAAUGGGAGAAGCUGGUGGCUUUCGGAGUACAAGGCUGGGAACUGGACGAGUCUGAGAUCAUUGGAUUGGCAAAACGACAUCCUAACCUGAAAGGUCUGAGAUUACGAGACGUGCAUCUCAAACAAGGCAGCUUAUGGAAAGACAUCCUGGGCUUUUUACGAUCAGACAUGCUGGCGCUGCAAUGGGUCAGCCUAAGGCGAAUAGGUUACACCGCUUACUAUCAUUCGCAACAAUUCACGCAGGAUCUCGGUACCGAACUGCCCGACUUUCCCCUAGCAGACCUUGAGAGCAGCAGCGACGAGGAUACGGAUGACGAAGACGUUCCACCUAUGGCAGGCCCAAGCAAUACCGACCAAACGGAUUCUGACGACUCAACAGAAUCGCAAUUCGACGAGGACAGUGAUCUAGACUCAGACGACGAACAUGGACCCGAAGCGCAUGAAGUCGACUUUCCUGCUCUACAUUCCCCGGAUACUCCAGGUUCCGCUCCAUGGUGCACAUGUAGCGGUGGCGGUGGUCGUCUGGAAUCUGCCGACCAGCUUGACGACGACGGCUUGAGAGUGGAUAACACAAAGCGCAAGUACUGGGAAAAGUGGGUGCUCAGAAGAUGCCCAGAACAUGGGGAAAGAUGAGGGAAUGUUCCGCGAGAUGUAAAUGAAAUAGUGAUGAAGGCACAUUAGUGGGAGGUGAUGAGAGAGAUAUUGGGAAUG
Messenger RNA from Cercospora beticola, 1780 nucleotides. RefSeq lists its product as uncharacterized. The record is from RefSeq and is a predicted model, not a curated record. Lineage: Eukaryota; Fungi; Ascomycota; Dothideomycetes; Mycosphaerellales; Mycosphaerellaceae.